CCGGGCAACAUGGCGCCGAGGCGGGCUUCCGAAGACGAGCCGGGUCCGCUCCCGUCGGUUCUGUUCUUGCACCCGGACUUGGGCGUGGGCGGCGCCGAGCGGCUGGUGCUGGACGCGGCGCUGGCGCUGCAGGCGCGCGGCUGCCGCGUGAGGAUCUGGACGGCGCAUUACGACCCGGCCCACUGCUUCUCCGACAGCCGCGACGUGCCGGUGCGUUGCGCGGGGGACUGGCUGCCGCGCAGCCUGGGCUGGGGCCGCCGCGGCGCCGCCGUGUGCGCCUACGUGCGCAUGAUCUUCCUGGCGCUCUACGUGCUGUUCCUCGGCGACGAGGAGUUCGACGUGGUCGUGUGUGACCAGGUGUCUGCUUGUAUCCCCAUGUUCAAGCUGGCCAGGCGGCGCAAGAAGAUCCUGUUUUAUUGUCACUUCCCAGAUCUGCUUCUCACGAGACGGGAUUCCUUUUUGAAACGACUCUACAGAGCCCCCCUCGACUGGCUUGAGGAACGCACCACAGGCAUGGCUGACUGCAUCUUGGUUAACAGCCAGUUCACAGCUGCCAUUUUUAAGGAGACAUUCAAAUCUUUGUCUCACAUAGACCCCAGUGUCCUCUACCCAUCUCUGAAUGUGACUAGCUUCGACUCAACCAUUCCGGAGAAACUGGAUGAUCUUAUCCCCCAGGGAAAGAAAUUCCUGUUUCUCUCUAUCAACAGAUAUGAACGGAAGAAGAACCUGGCAUUGGCUCUGGAAGCCUUGGUAAAGCUGCGAGGAAGAUUGGCGGCCCAAGAUUGGAACAAGGUUCAUUUAAUAAUGGCAGGUGGCUAUGAUGAAAGAGUCCAGGAGAAUGUGGAGCACUAUCAGGAGCUGAAGGCCAUGGUCCAGCAGGCUGAGCUGGGACCAUUCGUGACCUUCCUGCGCUCUUUCUCAGACCAGCAGAAAAUCUCCCUCCUUCAUGGCUGCACGUGUGUGCUCUACACUCCCAGCAAUGAGCACUUUGGCAUCGUUCCACUGGAGGCCAUGUACAUGAGAUGCCCAGUCAUCGCUGUCAAUUCAGGAGGUCCCCUGGAGUCCAUUGUCCACAGUGUCACAGGGUUCCUGUGUGAGCCUGACCCCCUGCACUUCUCAGAAGCAAUAGAGAAAUUUAUCCAGGAGCCUUCAUUAAAGGCCACAAUGGGACUGGCUGGAAGGGCCAGAGUGAAGGAAAAGUUUUCCUCUGAAGCCUUUACAGAACAGCUCUAUCAGUAUGUCACCAAGCUACUGGUUUGAUCAGAUUGUUUUAAGGUCUUGAUGCCAUAUUUAUUUAUACCAUUUUUACUGCUGGUAGCUCCAGUUCUUUGAUACCAUUAAGGAAACCCAGAAUCUAGUGCCUAUAUUAAUAGAGGACUGGCCAAGGCUAGUAUUUCGAGUAGAGCACUUGCCUUGCCCAUAGUCUAUUCCUAGCAGUCCAUAUGGUUCCCUGAGCAC
Molecule: messenger RNA, 1458 nt
Organism: Suncus etruscus (white-toothed pygmy shrew)
Lineage: Eukaryota; Metazoa; Chordata; Mammalia; Eulipotyphla; Soricidae
Gene: ALG2
Product: ALG2 alpha-1,3/1,6-mannosyltransferase
Exons: 2
Coding region: 10-1260 (416 amino acids)
Molecular function (GO): GDP-Man:Man(1)GlcNAc(2)-PP-Dol alpha-1,3-mannosyltransferase activity; alpha-1,3-mannosyltransferase activity
Source: RefSeq, a predicted model, not a curated record